AUGGUCAAGGAUGCAUGGUCAGCUGAAACCGGCGCGGGAGGACCUCAUGUCGGGGACUUGCGUUACUUCUCGCGAAGCUACGAUCCACGGCAAGAGUUGGAGCCUGCUCAAGAGACCAAGACAUUGGUUCAUGAAGAUGGCUUUCCUCUGCGCAUCAAGCUCGAGCACAAACUCGUACCGUCAUCUGUGUUGAUGGGCAACUGCAGGCGAAGUCCGCUCACUGGAGAAGUCAUUCUGAACAUGGAUCCGGCCUAUCCGAAUUUCCAGGUUGUGGAUCUUGCUGGACGCGAUCGUCUCCCCAAGAACCGGCUUUAUCUUGAGAAGGAUGAGUACCUUUUCAAACCUGUUCCCUUGAUGUACCGAACUUGGCUGUAUCAGUCCUUCUUCCUUCAUCCCAGCGGACUGGGCAAAGCAAGCGAUCUGGAUUAUGUCGUGAGACAGGCGCUUUCUGCCUUCUGUCUUGACGUAACGAUUUGGGACAACAGAUGGUCACCAGUUAUGGCUUACGCCUUCAUAAUGUUCCUCUCCUCCCUGACCUUGGACAGCACGAUUAUCGCGCUAGCCUGCGGCAUUGGGUUACUGACGUGUGCGUUCGCUGUGGCCUGCAACACUGCAAAGGCAUACCAAAGAGAACGCUGGCUGUCACUGCCGUUCCGCGUGGCCUUUCUCUGCUACAUCUUGAUUUCUUUCCCGGCGGCAACUGUUCUUGAGGCAAUCGGCUCCACAUUGCUAUUCUUGCUGGUCUCAGCGGAGAUUAUUCUUGGUGAUUGCUACUUCUUCCCGUCAUACAGAUUCCACUGCAAAUACGACAUUCUUCGAUCUUUGGGCUACCGCGUCUAUGUUUGUGCACGAGAUGGCGCUGUAGGCAUGCCAGCUUACGUCGGCAGAACGCCUGAUAGAAUGCCGCUUCAAGUAGUGCAGCUUCCCAAAUGGACGACGCAGAACCACCUCAUUGUGGAGCUUGAAGGCCUUAUGGUGGAGCUUCGUCCCAUGAGAGAGGAGGACUGGACCAAAGCGGCGCAGGAGUUUGAAGAGACCAACGUGCCCAUCACCUUCGUGAGCCUGCCGUUGUGUGAAUAUGAUGGUCCUGAGGUUGAGGACGAAUCCGACGAGGAAGAGGACCACUUGCCCAAGAAAAUGGCGCGAGGGGCAGUGCGGGGCUCCACUCACCUGGAGACGCUGCGAGCUUUCAGACAAGCGCGUGAGAUAUACGGGGGCAACGAUCAGCUGGAUUGGAUGAUCCAGGACCUCGAGUACUCAUGA
Molecule: messenger RNA, 1263 nt
Organism: Symbiodinium pilosum
Lineage: Eukaryota; Dinophyceae; Suessiales; Symbiodiniaceae
Source: the annotation of a GenBank genome assembly